AGGCCCGACGGAAAAUAACCCGCCGAGAACCCACAAGGGCCGGCAACGGGCGCGCGCGCAGGAGGAGCGGCGCGCGGACUGCGGGGUGGAGCCAGAUAAAAAGUAACCUUUUUGAAGAGGACAUGUGAUUGGAAGUUGUCUAAUUGUUGAAGUUUGGGAACAGCACUUCUAAAGUUUUAGGUGUUUAGAAAAACACCCAACGAUUUAUACUCCAUCAAGACGACGUCUUCCUGCUUGCUUCUGUGCUCCUGGUGUUGCUGCGGUAUGGCUGGGGCCCUGCCCUCUCAGCAGUGCUGCUGACAGAAAUGCAAACAGUCCAUGCCAAGACUGCAUACUGAAUGGGUGGAAAGACUUCCUGAGAAUCCAUAAGAAGUAUACCCGAUUAGACCUUGUUCUUUGGGUGAACCACUGAGUUAUUCAUUAUGUCUGAUGGAGAUUAUGAUUACCUCAUCAAGUUUUUAGCAUUGGGAGACUCUGGAGUAGGGAAGACCAGUGUACUUUACCAGUACACAGAUGGCAAAUUUAACUCCAAAUUUAUCACGACAGUGGGCAUUGAUUUCAGGGAAAAGAGAGUGGUGUAUAGAGCCAAUGGGCCAGAUGGAGCCACUGGCAGAGGUCAGAGAAUCCACCUGCAAUUAUGGGACACAGCAGGGCAGGAGAGGUUUCGUAGCUUGACAACAGCAUUCUUCAGAGAUGCUAUGGGGUUUCUUCUGCUUUUCGAUCUGACAAAUGAGCAGAGUUUCCUCAACGUCAGAAACUGGAUAAGCCAGCUACAAAUGCAUGCAUAUUGUGAAAACCCAGAUAUAGUGUUAUGUGGAAAUAAGAGUGAUCUGGAAGACCAGAGAGUAGUAAAAGAGGAGGAAGCAAGAGGACUUGCAGAGAAAUACGGAAUCCCCUACUUUGAAACUAGUGCUGCCAAUGGGACAAACAUAAACCAAGCAAUCGAGAUGCUCCUGGACCUGAUAAUGAAACGAAUGGAACGGUGUGUAGACAAAUCCUGGAUUCCUGAAGGAGUGGUACGAUCCAAUGGUCACACCUCCACAGAUCACUUGAAUGAAGAAAAGGAGAAGGGGAUAUGCGGCUGCUGAAGAGUCCAGUGAGCUACACAGUAACUCAAGUGGUCUGUUAUCUCUGUGGGUGAUAUGUGGCACAGAGAGAUGAACCGGCGUUGUGUACAAACUGCUUCUCACCAUCCCAAUUAGACCUAUCAAUUAAAGCAUCUGGUUUAUAAUUAAUUUGCUGCAGCUUUGUAAAUAUUUAAGAUUCAGCCUGAGAGUUGUGAGAAUGUUUUACAUUGCCAGAAGUGCCUUAAAAAACCUUAGCCCAUGGCAGUAUAUCAUUCAAGAGUUGAGGAUUUUGUAGUCCCAGAGGAGUGCAUUUAUUAAAUAGAAUGACUGAAGAUACCAUCACUUGCCUUAACAUACAUCAGUCCAGAAUCUAACACUUAAAAUCUUAGAUACAAUUAUAAAACAAUCAAUCUUUAAUCCAAAUUUAAAAACCCUACUUGUACUGUAGGUGACUUUGUAAAAAUGCCAUCUAAACCACUUGAAUGUUAAAUAAGAAUAUACACAAAUAUCAGUUCAAUAUCCUUGAGUAUUUAUAUAAAUAUUAUCUCUAAAAUGAAUAUAGGAUAAAUUAUGUUUAUGUCUAUAGACUCUGGAUAAACUGAAUUGACCAAUUAUACACUCAAUGUGACUCUUGGUAGGAAAGGGAUUGGGGGUGAGGUCAGGUAUAUCUUAAUAUAGUAUGAACAACUGAAGUGGGGCUUCUAGCUCCCUGCUAUAUUCCCACUACUCUGAAGGGUUGAUUGAAGGAUCAGGGAAUUAGAUUUUUAUGGCCUUAUUUCACUGUGAUAUGUGCAUUUAUACUUGGCUUAUGUGCUGGCCACAUUUGAACAUAGCUGGUGCUUAUGCUGAAGUUAUUUGUGAGAAGUAAACAUUUAGCUUCUUUUUCUUCAUAUUUAUAAUGUUGGUCUGGCAUCCUCAGAGGUAGUUUUAAUUAGCUUGUGAAGUACUAAUCUUUUGUCUCACCAUCAUGCUUUAUGACAUUAAUAUUUGCAAUUUGUUUUAUUUUUUAUAUUGGUAUAAUUGGAGGAAUUAGUUUUUAAUUACAUAAAAUGUUUGCCAUUUGGUAGAAAAAAAGAUGUUUGUAUUUAAGCAGUUACAUUUAUACUAUAGCUCAAUAUGAAAAAAUGAAGCCUUGUAUAGCCUGUAUUUUUUAUUGAGAUCACAGGCAUUUAUUGCACUUGCUGGGUCUUGCCAAGCUCAUGGAUUCCUCUGCAAUGCCUAAGUGUCUUCAUAUCAAAUUCAAGGUAGUUUUGAAAUGUGCCUUAUGGAAGGUGUUUAUAAAGGUCAAGAGGGGAAAAUUCUUUUUUAUUAAAAGUGGUUUAAAGAAAUCAGGUUAAAAGUUUCAAAGAUCUUAGUGGCUAUUUAGGAAGAAAAUACCACUCAUUGUAAUUUAAACAAAGAAUAAAAGUAAAUGUAUUUUUUGGUGGCCAAUGCUUGGAAGAACUAUAAUCAGAAAAAUACAGCUAUGAUAGAAAAGUAAUUACUUUUACAUGGUAAUUUUCAAAUAGCUUUUUACUGAGUAUCCUGUUUUUUUGCCACUUCGCUCCCACCACUCCCUUAAAAAACUUAGCUGUGGUUACUAAGAUCUUACAUAUUUCUAGCCUUGAAAUAAAGACUUCUUUUAAAUACCAAAGAAGUCAUUGAGUCCUGUGCAUUUGAAUUGUGUUAUACCAGUAAGAAGAAGAUUCAGACAUUACAAGGGCAGGAUCAUAAUCACAAACAUGGCCUUUUAAAGUUGCCAUAAGACUUCAGUGAGGCAAAUCAUAAUUUUACAGCUACAUUUCAAGCAGCAUUUUAUAUGUAGUUAAAAAGAAGACAAUAUUUGUAUGUUUCACUUUUUCAAGAACCAAAUGAGCAAUUAGCUACAUAUCCCACUGGCCUUAAAUAUAAUACAAGGUUAAACAUAUACAUGAUAUAGUCCACAUGCAAGAACUAUCUUUAAUUAUUGAAAUAAAUAACCUGUAUUCUUUUGGGAAAUCAUUUGUUUGGAUUUGGUAUUGAAGUAUCAUAUUUUUGGGCAUCAAUGUAUUUUUCUAUUUAUCAGAUUGUGUAAAAGAAAAGCGUAUCUUCAGUGAACUUUGUGCCAAUUAAGCUUUUAAUUAAAAAGUAGUCUAGUCUGUCAA
Hyaena hyaena (striped hyena) is the source of this 3190-nucleotide messenger RNA. RefSeq names its product RAB27A, member RAS oncogene family (gene RAB27A). The record is from RefSeq and is a predicted model, not a curated record. The transcript is spliced from 9 exons. Gene Ontology annotation, molecular function: GTP binding; GTPase activity. Bases 423 to 1088 code for a protein of 221 amino acids. Lineage: Eukaryota; Metazoa; Chordata; Mammalia; Carnivora; Hyaenidae. Gene Ontology annotation, cellular component: melanosome; secretory granule. Gene Ontology annotation, biological process: positive regulation of exocytosis; melanosome transport.